Lethenteron reissneri (Far Eastern brook lamprey) is the source of this 4628-nucleotide messenger RNA. Its product is annotated as armadillo repeat-containing protein 1-like. The record is from RefSeq and is a predicted model, not a curated record. Lineage: Eukaryota; Metazoa; Chordata; Hyperoartia; Petromyzontiformes; Petromyzontidae. Gene Ontology annotation, molecular function: protein binding; metal ion binding.
GCCCGAGCCUAAUUACCAUAACAAUGACAAUCAUAACAAAGGGACAGCACAAAAGAUCUCCUCCCUCCGCAAUGGGGCCACGUCACACGAUGGCCAUCUCAGCGGAGCAGGCACGGAGAGGGACCUCUGCAUCAGAGAGACGCCGCCCGCCCGAUUGGUGGCGCGUUCGACUUCGCACUGACGGCCGGCAUCCCGGCCCUGCCCGCCUACCACCCGACUCACUGUCAUUCAUUCAUUCGUUCACUAAAUCGGUCAUUCAUUUAUUCAUUCAUUUGUCCAGCCAGUCGCUUGCUCACGCGCACGCUCACUCACCCAUCCCACCCAUCGCGGUAAGCGCCCCGUCCCUUAUCUUUCGCUCUUGUUUUCUCGUUCUCCCGUCCCGCUCCGGGAGGCGGGAGCUGGAGCUGGAGGAGGAGGAGAGACGCGAGGGUGAUGCUGCGACCUCCCCCACGGCCACGCUCCCAACCUCGCCCCACGCUCCCACCCCGCGUCGCGCUCCGUUCGCGACGCCGCGUUCGCGGAGGAGAGAGCGCGUGACCGCCUCUCGCGACGCGACACGAGGUGCGACGCGUGCUCACGGCCCACAGCGAGACGGGUGACCGCGCGUGUGUGCGGCGAGUGAGUGUGAGUGUGUCGACUCAGCCUCGCACGAGUGCCUGCUGCGGUGUGCGAACAUCGCCGCUAGGGAGACAAAGGCAGCCGGGCGUGGUGCUGUCCACCCACCCCCUCCUGUGCCGUGCCGGCCUUCAUAGGUGCUACUCGCUAACAGCACUUGCCCAAACCGUCCGGUAAGGCUAUACGGGGGAUCUUUGUCUUUGUUGUGUGUGGCAUUGGCUAUUACACAACACACACGCCCUGUGUAUUUAAAUAACCAGCACUGGCUGCAUGGGCCUUGAUUUCUGUACUUACACAUGGAUACACGGUGGCGCGUAUGGACUGUGUGUGUACACCUUUGUGGAUUCUGGCCGUCCCCUAGGUCGGCUCAGCCUCAAAUGAGUACGUGGUUACGACGUCAAAAAAUCGCCGCUAGGGCGAACACAUCCGUUGAAUCGGUCCUGGGCAAUCUUCUACGUCGACUUAGCCUCAAAUGGGUACCUACUGUGCUGUGUGUACACGGCAGCUGCGGGGGAGACAAAGGUGGUGCUAGUCACACGGCACCGUCGGCUACGUACGGUGCGAAAGAAGUUCAACAUACAUGCGAGCACCUUCGUAGGAGCUCGCUAAACAGCACUUGCCCCACCAGGGCAAGAGCCUACACAGGUGAUGUUUGUCUUUAUACGGUAAUUCGCUAUUACACACGCAGCGCGAAUACGAUUAGCCGGUGCCGCAUUGGUGGUGAUGCGUUUGUUGUGUAUCCGUGUGUUCAUGCGAUGGCGGGAGCGGUGGCGCAGCGGUUAGCGCGACACACCAACGAAUCUUGCUACGCGAGCGGGUGAGGGCGAGCGGGUGAGGAGGAGGCGGCGGGUGGACGAUGGUGGACAGCCCUGACCCCUGCGAGGUGGCCGCGCGGCUCCGCGAACUCGCGUCCGACCCGCGGCUCCGCGCGGCCGUCGCGCGCGAGCACGGCGGCUGCCUGCCGGGCCUCGUGAUGCUGCUCGACCAGCCCGGGCCGGAGGUGGUGACCACCGCGCUGCAGGCGCUGCGCUACCUGGCCGAGUGCGUGGACAGCCGCGGCCGCAUGAUGAGCGAGCUGGGCCUCAUGGUCAGCCUGCAGCACAUCGCUGACAGGACCGACUUCCCACCGGAGACGCGCUCGCUCGCCACGGAGAUCUACGAUCUGCUGAGUCGCUGGGACGGGGCCGAGGAGGAGCCCCCCCCCACGAGCCCGCCCCCCCCGUCGGCCGCGGUGGGGGGGGGCGGCGGUGCGGGCCCCCCCCCCGAGGGGGCGGUGGGUCUCGGCGAGGCGGCGCCGGGGGCCGCGAGGCGCCGCCGCGCCCGCCCCUUCCUGGGCAGCACCAACAAGCGCGCCAGGACGGUGACGCUGCACAUCGACGGGCUCACCGACGUCGAGCGCCGAGCGCGCUGCGAGGAGGCUCUCCUCACCGUGCGGGGCGUCAUCAGCUUCACCUUCCAGAUGCACGCACAGAGGUGCAUCGUGCGCAUGCGCGCCGACCUCAAACCCGAGUGUCUCGCCACUGCGAUCGCCACCACUCAGCUCAUGGCGGCGCAGCAGGUGGUGAAGAACGAAGCGGGGGAGGAGAUCCUCGCUCCGCUGAGCUCCGGUCCGGGCGGUGGCGGCGCCGGCGGCUCCGCUCCGGGUUUUCCCGACUACCUCCCCGAAGACGAGGACGAGGAGGGGGAGGCGACCCCCCGCGAGGCCGUCUCGCGGGGGGGGGCGUCUCACGGGGCCGGGGGGGGCUGGCUCAGCUCCGCCGUCAGCUUCUUCUCGAGGUCCUUCUACUGGUGAUGCCCCCGGUGGCAGGCGGGCGGUGGAGUCGUGGGCAGGGUGCAGGAAGAGGGGGGCCCGGCCAUCGCGAGCACGGCGCGGUACACGGCUCCAUCUCGACCAGGGCGGCACACCACGUCGAGUAUACUCUACGGGCUGCGGCUAUCGGCUGGCACGCCCCGCCCGGCGGCCUCCAGUGGGAGGUCACGGCCCGGUUCAUCCCCCCGACUGCGCGGGCAUCCGAACGUUCGCCUGACCCCUGGCGCGUCACGUGAUAUAUUUUUUGCCGAGAUAUAAAUAAAAAUGUCAACCGCCCUCUCCGCUGGCACCACGGCUACCACCGCUACCACCGCCACUACCACCACCACAGCCACCACUGCUACCACCACCACUGCCACCACCACCACCGCCACCACCACCACCGCCACCACCGCUACCACCACCACUGCUACCACUGCCACCGCCACCACCGCCACCACCACCACCACCGCCACCACCGCUACCACUGCCACCGCCACCACCGCUACCACUGCCACCACCGCCACCACCGCUACCACCACCACUGCCACCACCACCACCAUCGCUACCACUGCCACCGCCGCCGCCACCCUUCGGGUGACCGCCCCAAUUCGCCGUACCCGAGGGCCGGCUCUGGUCAAUCAGAGACUCGUGAGAGGAGAGGCAGGCGUCCGGUCGAGUCCAGUGCAACGAGGUUCCCCUGCGUUGCUCACCGACGAUGCCGUUCCUUUCCCGCCCGAGACCCCCCGCUGCGUUGCCGGAGUGCUGUCAAUCGCGCGGCGCGACGUCCGACAUUCCGCGCCCAUGCCACCAAGAGGCUCGAAGAAUCCUUCCCACUUGGUGCAGAGGGUGGGGCCACGGCCGCCUCUGGAGAGCGGUAGAACCUGGAUUCGAAUCCCAGACAUAAAUCUAGCCGGGUGGGUGCCACUGGUGGUGGUGGGGGUGGCGACGCAGCUGCACGUGGCGUGGCCUGCGAUGCAGCGCUGUGGCGGCAGCAUCAGCGAGGGUUGGUGGAUCACCGCACGCACAGAUGUUGUGGAACUCCCUUCCUCUGGGCAGUCGAGGAGGUGCCCAACCCUGGCUCGCUAGGAGAAGGCGGUACAGAAACGUGUGGAGUAAUAUCCAUCUGUUUCCAUAUGUAUGGGGAUAGAGUGCUGGUCCCGCUCGCACAACGUGGGUUUCCUCCCACGUCUAUUAAUUGGCCGAUACCACCUUCAUACACAGAGGACCGCGAAGCUUGGGGGGCAAUAAUCGGUAGCGCCGGCUCCUCGUCACCGCGUGGCUGCUGCUGCUGCUGCUGCCUUCCUGCUCCUCGUCUGUGGUUCCUCCUCCUCCUGGCACCUCCGAGUCGCCCCCCCCCCUCGCUCUCUGUCUCUCCGCGUCGCCAUCUCCUCUCCACGAGAUCGCCGAUCGGACUCUGUGCGGGGGUGGCGGUGCGGCGUGACGGUCCUCCCAGCCACCAACGGAACGCGUUCUGUUUUUAAAGUGUGAACUUGGAAUCAGGUUUCACGUCACGUCCGUCACUGUGUCCUCGCUCUAACGCGCACAACCCCCGGGGCCUACGGCUUUGUGAGGCGCGGCCACGGACUAGAUAUAUGAAUCCAAAUAUACAUUUGUGUAAAACUACAAUGGUCAACCUUGUUGCUGUACGAGUGCCGUAGGUUAUGAGAAUGCGUAACAAUGCCCAAUGCUGCUGAAAACGCACAGAAUGCACAAGCGUUGUAUCUGCUCAGGAAAGGAAUCUUCUGUGCUUCGCAUCUCCUGCGCACUUACGGUGUAAUCUUCCGCUUGUGUGUCCUACAUCUCUCCCACAUUGUCUACGACAUCUCUCUCACCUUGUGUGUCCUACGUCUCUCACCUUGUGUGUCCUACUUCUCUCUGACCUUGUGUGUCCUACUUCUCUCUGACCUUGUGUGUCCUACAUCUCUCCCACAUUGUCUACGACAUCUCUCUCACCUUGUGUGUGUGCUACGUCUCUCACCUUGUGUGUUCUACAUCUCUCUGACCUUGUGUGUGCUACAUCUCUCACCUUGUGUGUGUGCUACAUCUCUCUGAUCUUGUGUGUGCUACAGCGUUCACGGCACCUGCUUUUGGACACCGUCACCUUUUGCCAAAUAGGUUAUGGCGUUUAAUUAUUUAUUUACGUUAACUCGCUCGCCUUAAAUGUGUGUGUAUGUCUGUGUGUGUGGAUAGAUGAGAAUUAAAGCACCCGUAAUGCAUUGUC